Messenger RNA from Anopheles funestus (African malaria mosquito), 1149 nucleotides. RefSeq names its product 2-oxo-4-hydroxy-4-carboxy-5-ureidoimidazoline decarboxylase-like. Gene Ontology annotation, biological process: allantoin metabolic process. Gene Ontology annotation, molecular function: carboxy-lyase activity. NCBI's taxonomy places the organism in Eukaryota, Metazoa, Arthropoda, Insecta, Diptera, Culicidae. Bases 128 to 652 code for a protein of 174 amino acids. The transcript is spliced from 3 exons. The record is from RefSeq and is a predicted model, not a curated record.
GGCACAGUACUCCUCGUGCUGCUGAUUGUUGAACAGUCGAAAGUCGCUUUGUUAUCUGUUGCCACCAAACGCAUUCGGUCACCUUCCGAAUCACGACGCAUUCAGCUCCAAACAUACCAACACAGUAAUGCGACCUAAACUCAGUCUCCAACAAUUAAACGCGCUACAGCCAGCCGAGUUUCAUACUACUUUUGAAAAUGUAAUUGAAUGCUGGCCGGAAGCUGCCAUAUUCUGCUCCGCGUUGCUGCCCUUCAAAAGCUUCGUCUCAAUGAUUGCCGCCUUCGAAAACUAUCUGGAGCGUUUACCCGCCGAUAGUAAGCUGAAGAUUCUAAAACUCCAUCCAGAUCUGGCCGGUAAAAUGCUCGACACAAAUCAACUAACCGAAGAUUCAACAAGUGAACAAGCUUCUGUAGGAUUGGAUAAUUUAUCGCCGGAGGAUAAAAAGAAACUGACUGACCUUAACGAAAGCUACAAGACCAAAUUUGGAUUUCCAUUUGUGGUUUGCGUUCGUGAAGCAUCAAAGUUCGAAGUUAUUCUUCGUAGCGUAUCGGAAAGAAUUCACCAUACCGUCGAACAGGAGCUCGAGAUUGCUUUAGGAGAAGUGAAGAAAAUUUGCCGCUUGCGUAUAUUGCAACUGGUUGAUAAUUUGUAAAACAUACUAACACUAAUAUGUUUGAUCGAGGUUGAAUGUUUCAUAAACAAAUUUUGGCAAACAGUUCUUUCACCCAGGGUAACAUUGCGCGUACUUCAUAGUCCUUGAGUAAAGAACUUAUAUUUUAUUAAAAUGUAUUUCCAACAACCUCAUGGUAACUAAACGAAACCCGAUGUCGUUUCCUUCUGAUAAUGGCUCCGUGGGUUUCUUUUUCUGACGAAACUUCCUAUUAAAGUAUGGAUUCCAAAACCUGAAAAUUAAAAAAAGAGUGUUACAAAAACGCUCGUGUACAAUUGGGUUUAGAAAAAAGAGGAAAUCUGCAGAAGGCUAAAAUUUAAAUUAGAUUAAUUAACAGUGAGCAUCUCCAAACCUUUAUCGUACACUAGAAGGAACGUUUUCAUGCUUUUCGAUGUUCCCCUUAGUUUCUAAUAAUUGUGCAUACGUUGAACUUUUCCCUUAAUGUUCUAUUUUUACUUGGAAAUAUAUCAAAAAGCGCA